Hyla sarda is the source of this 9437-nucleotide messenger RNA. It is a transcript of the gene NUB1, whose product is annotated as negative regulator of ubiquitin like proteins 1. Lineage: Eukaryota; Metazoa; Chordata; Amphibia; Anura; Hylidae. The coding region runs from base 117 to 1946 and encodes 609 amino acids. The transcript is spliced from 15 exons. Gene Ontology annotation, molecular function: protein binding. The record is from RefSeq and is a predicted model, not a curated record. Gene Ontology annotation, biological process: regulation of ubiquitin-dependent protein catabolic process.
AUCAGAGUUGCCCAGUGAUUGGCCGGCCGGGUGCAGGUGGGCGGACACUGAAGCGUGACUGUGUUUUCUUCCGGUGUGCACACAUCUUGUUGCGGUGUUUCGCUGUCAUUGUGAGGAUGGCAGAAAAAAAGUUCCUGGUUUCCCAGCUGACGAAUUACCUGAGGGAGGAUCGCAUUCAGUUGUGGAAAUCCCCGUACACCACAGAUAAGCAGGAGGCCGGGCCUGAGCUGAAAGCACUGUCUCAGAAAUAUUGUGAAAGGUUGAAAUACAGUGUGGAAGAUAUAGCCAGUGCAUUGGAAGAUAUCCGCUGCUCUGCAAUACAGCGUGGCAUUAGGAAUGAAGCAUUUAAAACAAAAGGAUUGGCGUCUCUGCAAGUUUUUUUACCUCGUAAACUUAAUAAAGUAUCCAAAAACUUCAUAGAAACAUCCCUAAAUAUCACGGGGAAGGAGUUGAAAUGUCAAAUUGCACAACAAUAUGGACUAGAAGAGAGUCACCUAAAGAUAAUUGUGAACCGGAAACAGCUUGAAACUGAUAAAACUCUGCAAGAACAAGGUGUUUGUCACAACUUCAAGGUUUUGAUUUUAGAGCUCAGCUACACUGAGGAGGAAGCAAGGAAGCGUGCACACAAUGAAGAGAAGGAGAGAGAAGAGGAGGCACUAAAGGACGAGAGUGUGAAGAAAAAGAUGAUGCGCACAAGAAAAGGAUUGGAGAUCCUCGCAGAGAGAGGGGAGAGCUCCGAUCCAGAUACAACGCCAUAUCUGGAAAUUGCAAACCAGACAGGACGUUCAAUCAAUAUGCCUAAAGCGGCAAAAAGGGCUCUCAUGCUGGCUAUGGGAUAUCAUGAAAGGGGAAGAGCAUUCCUGAAGAGAACAGAAUAUGCCUUAGCAUUGCCUUUCUUGCUGGAUGCAGACAAACAUUUCUGCGAGUGUGGAACAGAUCUACUAAAUUCAGUAGAUAACUAUGCUGUCCUACAACUCGAUAUCGUGUGGUGCUACCUCCGCUUGGGACAGUUAGACUGCCUGGAUGAUGCGGAUUCCAAACUCAACAUGUCCCAGAGGUGCUUCAACAAGUGCUAUGGAGAAAACCAUGAAAGACUACUCAACAUUAAAGGGAGUUACGGGAGAGAGAAAGUUCUGUUCCUGAGACUCUAUCUGCUGCAGGGGAUAGUGAAUUACCACAAUGGUAGGGCCAGAGAGGCGACAGAGAAACUGUCCGAGGCACACAGAUUGUACAAUGAACUAUCCAUAGACCCUACAAAGGUGGAGACUCUCUUACAGCUGGGAUGUUCAGCUCAGGAGGCACGCCUGGCACUAAGAGCCUGCGAUGGGAAUGUGGAACAUGCUGCAAAUCAUAUCGCAUGUAAACGAGAGGAGAAAGCAAAGAUAAGAAAAGAAGAGCGAGAGAAGAGAAAAAAGAGGCUGGAUAAGAUUAAUAUCUUGAGGGGGAUGGGCUAUUCUGAGACUGCUGCAGCAGAAGCCCUAAGUCAAGCACGAGGAAACAUUGACCGUGCAGUGCAGAUUCUCCUUGAUAGCCCAGAGAUGCUUAUCCCCCGUGAUGAUCCAGCAGGCAGUGAUUUAUACAAUGUGCCUCAAGAGCGUGUAGAUCAGCUGGUGUAUAUUGGGUUUACUCCUGAGGCAGCUAAGGCAGCUCUCCAGCUUUACAUGGGUAAUGUGGAAUUAGCUUCUCAGAUUCUGGCUCAUUACCAAGGAAUCCUCCCUCCUCACCUACUCCAAGACCUGGUAAACUCUCCCAACUUAAAGGAUUCCCAUGCAUCAUCCUCAGAAUCUGCAGGGACAAGCACGUCAUCUUACAAUGAACCAGAAAUCGAUCCGGUUAAAGAAAUUUUGGAUGAUAUUCCUGAACAUGAGGAGGAUUACCUGGAUUUAACUUUAGAAGAAGAAGGGCUCGUCGUUGGGGAAUAUCUUUCUUACCUUGAAAAGAUCUAAUGUAUCAGUUUAAGAACACUUCUGUUCUUUUUAAGGCACUUUUUACUGCUGACCUUUAUUUUAUUAUUUAUAUAGCUGAUGCUUUAUUAAUUUAAAUGGGUUGUCUCCUCAAAGACAUUGGUGACAUAUUGCUAGAAUGUGCCACCAAUGCCACAAUAGUACCUAGAAUAAAUUGGCAGCGGCCAUUAUAGUCACUAGGUGUCCAGAAAUAGCCACCAGCAUACAAAUUUGCACAACGUUUUACCGGUUGCCGCUGCCACCUCAUUCUUAUAACUGGACAUUGGUGGCAUAUCCUAGUGAAAGCAAGUAAUUGUGCAUCGGAAGACAUUAUUACACAUAAUUUCUAGCAAAAUGUUGUAAUUUAAUAUAAUUUUGUGUUUUUAUAUAAACCAAUGCAGUAAGCACACGGGCUAUAAUCCUACACCAGCAGCUGCCAAAGGAUUUGUAUGCUAGGUAUGCUGACUGCAGCAUUUUUGCUAUAAAAUAUCUAGUACUUGUAACAGGCGGAAAUGCAUAUCAUCUAGUUGUUAUAUACUCCAGUGUUUUUUUGUUUUUUCAAACAGUGUGCCUCCAGCUGUUGCAAAACUACAACUCCCAGCAUGCCCGGACAGCCACUGGCUGUCUGGGCAUGCUGGGAGUUGUAGUUUUGCAACAGUUGGAGGGACACUGUUUGGAAAACACUAACAUACACAAACUUUGGUUCAGAGACCAAACUUAAGUUGCGGUUUUCUUCCUUUGGAUGACUGAUUAUGAUUUUUUUCAUAGAAAAAUCUGAUGUUUUCUUUUAUAUUUAAUUGUACGCUCACGAAUGCGCCCCGCAGUGCCUCCGCUGUCCCACCUUGGACAGUGAUUGGCUGAGGGGUAGUAUGACGCUCUGGGCCCGGGCUUCGCGAUUUCUGACAUGAAGAGGAUCGCAGCAAGGGACUGGAGCGGGACACCGAAGGCACCGAGGGGGCACUGAAGGUAAGUAAAGUUUUUUAUUUUUUUAUUUAUUUUUUCAUAUACUGUGCAAUGGCCAAAGGUCCCUCACAAUAGAUAACCACUUCAAAAGAAGUCAAGGUGGCUUCUAAAUAAGGGAUCUUCUCAUACUCAGUCACCCACUGCUACCACUCCACUGCACAUUGCUUCCUGGUUAUUUUGUUUACCAAUCACAGGCUGAGGCGGGUCACUGCUGUUACCAGUGAUUGGCUAAGCAGGCAUUUCCUGUGCGUUUAGAUGUCACCAUGAAGCAGUGUGAACGAGACCUGGGCUCCAUUGAAAUGGCAGUGGUGGGGGAUCAGUGGCAGGUGAGUAUGUCUUAUUUUUGAGCAAAGAGUUCCUUUUAAAAAUGUUUUCUCUUUACAGACAACCCCUGAAUGAUUGCAUACUGUACUAAAAGUAUUUCUAAUAAUAACUAUUGUAGGUAUUUCUAUGGAAAGAUUGCUGCCCAGUUGUCAAAGUGUACCCUUCAGAUUGUUAGAAUUCCAUAAGCAAUCAUUAUAAAUAAUGAUUAAAGUAACACCCCAACCGUGUUAUGGCUGGCUCUGAGGGGCGGAGCAUGAUACAAAAAUCCACUGAGAAUUGUGCUGCCAUGCACUGCUACCUCAGACCCUAUAGUUAACUAAACACUCAGUUGUGCCCAGAGUCUCCUUCUUAAAGAAAAAUUCAGCUACAAGACAAAGCAAGUGUGUCCUGGUCCGAUUUUUAUUGGAGCGAUCUGUGUAUAUUUUUUUAGUCUUAGCAAUAGUUGUCAUUGUGACUUUCUGGGAUCUGAUUAUUGCACAUCAUUUCUUAUAACUUUAUUCCUUUUAUAUAAAGGCAAAAGCCUGGUAUUUGAUUAUAUGUGACUGAUCCAGACUAAAAGGCCUGGAGAGGCAGGGUCUCCAUCAAGGGCCAUAGUGUACAAAUUAAAGGGGUUAUCCACCAUAAGAUGAUUUUAGCAGCUACCUGCUAGACAGUAAUGGACCUGCAUAGGAAGGAUCUGCGCUUGUUUGUUGUGAGAUUACCAUAAAGCUGUGGCUUUCUUUUUGUGACCCUCAGUAUUUCCUGCUGAAGUUUUCUUUUUUUUACUACAAAUCCAAGAAUUCCACUUUCCCACACAUCAGCCACCCCACCCACUGAACAACAAACAAGCUAGAUUCAAUGAAAAAGGUCAGUACUUUCUAAUCAGGGUGCCUCCAUUUGUUCAACCCAUUGAAGCAGACAGGCUCCCUGUCAUCACCUGACAAGUGAUGUCAGGUCUCGGCCGCACUGCACCCUGGGAAAUACCAGAGACAGGAGUCAUUUUUUUUGCUGUUAAAAAUGAACAUCCAGAGCAAAGUGCACAUAAGAAUACGAGACCAGCCAUUAGAGACAGGUACAGACACUAUAUUAUGAACUAUACUAUAACUUUACAGCCCCUGUAGCAUAAUCAAAUAUGCUGGAAUACCCCUUUAAUGUUAAAGCACAGCUCCAUAUGUACAAAUCACUUAAGUGCCUUAUUGUAGUAUUGUUUGUGUAAUGUAUCUUGAUUUCAACAUAAAUUUGCACUGUCUGGAAGAAUUAACUUGUACUUCUAGCUUAAAGAUUAAUAAUAAAUAAUACAAUUUUUGGAAAUGAAAUGGUACAUCUACUUUUGAAAUCAUAUUUUUAUUAUUUCUGUGUAUCUAAAAAUCAAGCAACUUUGCAAAAAAAAUAUAUAUAUAUACAUACACUAUGUGCAUUCAUGCCAUGUGUAUAUUCUCUUUCUGUAGUCAUGUAUUACUCCAUUCCAUUGCUUAUACUUACUAAUCUACAGGCAGCAAUAGUAGGGGCAAAUAAAUUUAGUAAAGCAAGCCUUUCACAUGCCAAAAUAUUUAGCUGACAUCUGUCUCUCCUGAUCCAUUUCUGCACAUAAACCCCUAAAUCAACAGGUUCAGACACAUUUUUUUAUAGUGUAUGUGAGUCUCCCACUAUAUCUUCUUGAUUAUAACCCCUCACCCAUAGUGGAAGGGAGAUAGAGUUGGCUGAAUUCCUGGCUAGAGUGUACACAGAAACGGAAAGUCUGUUCCAAGUUGUAUAGUAGACAGUAAGUUGGGCUAAUAGAGACAACAGCAGACAGUUUGCAUUAAUAUCAGGACAUGCUAAAGCAUGAAAGUAAAAAAAUUUAUUUACCAAUAUAUGUUAAUUUAUUAGACAAGUGAAAAUCGGGUUCAUAGCCAUAAACCCUUUAACACACCUGAAGGAUCAGAUUUCCCACAGGUUUGUAGUCUGUAACUACAGAGACACAUAUAAUCUGCAUAACAGCCCAAAUUUGUAGGACGUUUUUUAUCUGUAUUAUUUGCAAAGUUGCUAUAAUUUUUUUUAAGAUAACUGGACCAAUAAAUUUAAAAAUCAGAAAGUGUGCAUACCCUUUGAAAGGGGUACUCCGGCCCUAAUACAUCUUAUCCCCUAUUAAAAGGAUAGGAGAUAAGAUGUCUGAUCCAAUCUGUCAUUGCGCUGGAGGCUCAGAGUGUGCAGCAUGACGACCGCGGGGCCAGAGUAUCGUGAUGUCACGACUCCGCCCCAGUGUGAUGUCACACCCCGUCCCCUCAAUACAAGUCUAUGGGAGGGGGCGUGACAUUCGUCACGCCCCCUCCCAUAGACUUGCAUUGAGGGGUCAGGGCGUGAUGUCACAUCCUUUGGAUAGGGGAUAAGAUGUAUUAGAGCCGGAGUACCGCAUUAAAGUUUACUGGUCAGAAUAGUGCUUCUAAGUUCAGAUUUUUUUCUUUUGGAAUUCUAACCACCAUGUAGGAAAGAGUUGUCUACAGCUGGAACUAGUGUAAACUAAUCUACGAUUAAUAUGUUUGUGUUAUGAAUGAAUAACUUUGGAUCUACAUUAAUGUUAUUAGUGAAUGUGGUUUGACUACAGAAGGGGGCUGUUGUCUUCUGACGUUAGUAAAACAGUCACUGGUCUGAAGAAUAUUAAUAAUUCUUUAUGUUACAUAGUGCACAGAUUCUGCAGAAGUAAUGGCUUCCUUCGGCCAAUAUUGUUCAAGCACAAUUCAGUAUUAAAAAUUGCUCUCUGUUGUUAGCAUUCUGUUGAAUUGCAGAAAACUAUUGCACAAUUGUGACACUUUACUAAUCCAUGUUGUACAAAUCUUUGCUAUUUAAAGGUUUCUAAUUUUCCAAAAAGAAACUGUAAAUCUUUAAUGGUGUAUUCACAUCUACAGUAAUUUGCGCAGAUUUGAUGCCCAGGACUUAAUGAGCAGAUUUGAUGCUGCAGAUUCCAAUAUAAACUAAAUGAAUGAACACAGCUUGAAAUCCUGUGCAUCAAAUCUGCACAGGAUACUGUACGUGUGAAUAGACCCUAAAGGAGCAAAGAUGUGUAUGACACAGAUUAGUUAAGUUUCACAAUUGCAAUUGACUACUUUCUUACAGCGCCAACUUCUAUCUUCUGUGACUGCGAUUUACAGAAAUUUUUCAAAGUGAAACAAAAAAAAUUCACCAUUCAUAGUUUUCCACAAAGUUGUGUGUAUGUGUAAAGGUAUGCAGUAAGUCUCAUCCAAUCCUUACCUUAUAUUGAAGUGAAUGGAGUGUGCGGUGAAUUAAGUCACUUAAUGGUAUGGAGCACUUCAUUUUAGGAUUUUUGAUUAGAAUGGAGAAGACCCUGCGCCUAUCACUGGCUGAGGCGGGACAUCUCUGCGUCGGCGCUAAGCCCAGUGCGAUGCACAAGGCCCCGAAUGCGGAAGAAGACCGAGAGGCACUAGAAUAGACACUGGAGGGGUGGGACUGGGAUAGUCAAGUAUUACUCGUUUUUUUAUUUUUACCCCAACCCCAGCAAUACAUUUUAUUACACUGGAAUACCCCUUUAAAGGGGUAAUCCAGUGCUUAGACAUCUUAUCCCCUAUCCAAAGGCUACCACGCCCCCUCCCGUAGGCUUGCAUUGAGGGGUGGAGCGUGAUGUCACACGGGGCGGAGGCAUGAAGUUACACGCCGCCGACCCUGUAGUCGCCUGUAAUCAUACCCGGAGCGAACACGCUCUGGGGACUGAUUACAAACUGGGUGCCGCGUGCAUGAUCACGGGCGUCCCCAGCUGCGGGACUCCCGCGAGCAGGCAUCUUAUCCCCUAUCCUUUUUUUUUUUGGGCUGGAGUACUCCUUUAACAAUACAAUAUUAGGCAAAGUGACUGACUUAGCAUCAGCUCCACUCUAUCUUUUAUUAUGGUAGACAAUAAGACAAUAACUUCCUGUUAGGUCAUAUUCAUUAGGCCUGCAGCACAUAUGGCUGAGUUUUGUAAGUAUAGGUUCCAAAAAGCACAUGACUUUUUACUAAAGAUAAGAAUGGAAAUACAUUUAUUUUUGGGAAAUGUUCUUCAUACUUUUCCAGCAGUGGCAGCUGCAGGUCCCUACAAUAGUACUGACAAACCUGCAGUCUGAGUUAGGCUUCUUUCACGCUAACGUUUGUGCCCGUCAGUGUACAGGUCGUUAGGAAGAUAAUGGGAGAAAAAUUUGCGCAUGACUCUUCUUUUUCUCCAGCUAUCUUCGGCCGCAAUAAAGGGAGUUCUAACGGACGUUAGAGGAAUCCCAUUCAAGUUAAUGGGAUCCUCUUUGCCCGUUAUAAGUCCCGUUUUGCUCUGUUACAAUAACGGACGUUAAUGGCAGCCAAAGUAGAAAAAAAAAGCCAUUAACGUCAGUUUAUAACGGAGCAACAGUCAUAGUGUGAGAGAAGCCUAAGAUUUAUUUUAUAAAGUUCCUUGUGUAUUGCUACAAAUAAUAGUAUUCCUGAUCUCCAGCCUCCUUCCAUUUGCUUUAUUACUAGGAGUGUGUUAACACCAGCAUUUGUAUAGAGAUGCACAGCACAAUAAUGUGGUGCUCAUUUGAAUAUUAAAUAUAUUAUCUAGUUGCCUAAUGAAAACACAAUGAAAUAAAAUGUAUUUUACUAAUAUUAUGCAAUGCCGACAACGUACCGAUAUAGAAAAACGCUUAGUAACACAUCUCAUUAGUAGACCAUAGAACCAUCAAGUUUACUAGACAACAUCCUCUCCAUAUAAUAGACAUAUUACAGACAUAUUAUAGAGGUUCUAUAAUCUGGGAACCUUUUUGUAAUAGGAGACUUUGUUUUUCUAGUGUUAUGAUAUUCUUUACGAUUAAAUAUGGUUUUUCUAAUUUACCAGUAAAAACAUUGGAUGUCCCUGAUUUUUAAUAAGUUGUCCCAACAAAAAUUCAAGUUGGCACCCCUGUAGGUCCUACUCCUAGGCUGGUAUGCGUUGGCAUUGAUGCAUUAUCCUUCUACCCUGGAGCAGCAGUCCCUGAAAUUGUUCUGAAAUAUCACAUAGUGUUGGCAUUUUAACAUGUAUUUCCAAAAGUGUCCCCAAACAAUGGAACCUAUGUAAAUGGUGAUGACUGAGCCAACAAUACACAACAUAAUUUGAACAAUAUAGAUUUUGUAUGCAUCCGUUUCUCAAUGUCCCCCUUUAAGUGGGGAUAACUGUUGGAAAACUUGUCAAAGCAUGUCAAUAAAUUAAUAAGACCACUUUUCAUGUCUGUGUCCUGUUCCUUUAGUUCUAAAUGUCUACACUUAAGCAGGUACUAAGGUAGACAAUAUUCACAGAUUCAAACCCACAUGUACCAUGCCUGAUGCAACAAAAUGAGACACAUUUCUUAUGCUGUGUGCCAAAAAGGACAGGAAAAUAUACCUUCUUCAACACGGGCCUAUCAGGAAGAUUACAUAAAAGGCCAUACCGUGCUCCAAAUUAGUGUGCCAAAAUUUUGGCGCAUUACUUUUACCUGAAGAAAGCCAACUCUUAGUUGGUGUAAUUUACUGCAAACUAAAACCAGACAGUCUACAGAUGCACCAGAUUUAUCAAUUAGUCUGAGCUACUGAGAUAAAUCCGGCACAUUAGUAGUCUGUCCAUUUUAGUUUGCACUAAGAAUAAGAGUUUUCGUAAAUUCCACCCUCUGUAGUUCUAUAAGAUUAGACAGGUAGAAAAAGCACAGCAUGUUAUGCUAUUCUUCCUAUCAAAAUGACAUACCAUGUGAGACCUUUUCUGCUUCCUAACAACCCCCUUAAGUCCAAAGUCAACACUGGCCAAUUCUUCGGAUUGGUACUGGUUCCAGUAGCUAAACUCUACAGACACACGGAUAUUUGACACAUCAUCGAGACAAGACUAGUGCACGGUAAUAUUGCAGCAUUUUCUCAUAGCAACCAAUCUGCCCUACAGCUCUGAUUUUGGUCGACUGUCUAAAGUAUAUGGUGGCCUGGCUUUCCACUGUAGAAGAUGUCAGUGGAGAAAAGGGUCAGGCAGUGAAGAUCAAACACUUCUAUUGUUCCGGAAGGCAGAAGCCAUCGGCAGAACUGUCUGGCUGAAGCUUACCACUCCACUGCCCAUAGCACACACAUGAACAUAUAUUAUUUAAUGUAUAUGAGCACCUUUAGUCUUGUAAAAGUCUCAGCCUUUACCAAGUGUUCCAAUUCUCUGCAGAAGAUUGGAAUGAGGCUCUGGACUAUGUCACUCCAGAAGCGGAACACUUGAUAAGUGGAAUGACUUUUACUAGACACUGGGGUUCACCACCU